GUGCCUACCUGGUCCCAUACCUUGUCCUGCUCAUCAUCAUUGGGCUCCCCUUGUUCUUCCUGGAGUUGGCAGUGGGACAGCGAAUCCGUCGGGGCAGCAUUGGGGUCUGGAACUACAUCUGCCCUCGCCUGGGAGGGAUUGGCUAUGCCAGUUGUCUUGUGUGUUUCUUUGUUGGCCUCUAUUACAAUGUCAUCAUUGGUUGGAGCAUCUUCUACUUCUUCAAGUCUUUCCAGUAUCCUCUUCCCUGGAGUGAGUGUCCCAUCGUGAAGAAUGGCUCAGUGGCUGUUGUGGAGACAGAGUGUGAGAGGAGCUCAGCCACCACCUACUUCUGGUACCGAGAGACCUUGGACAUCUCCAACUCCAUCUCAGAGAGUGGAGGCCUCAACUGGAAGAUGACUGUGUGUCUGCUGGUGGCCUGGAGCCUUGUUGGCUUGGCCAUGAUCAAAGGCAUCCAGUCCUCAGGGAAGGUGAUGUACUUCAGCUCCCUCUUCCCCUACCUGGUGCUGGUUUGCUUCCUGGUGCGAGGUCUUCUGCUGCGUGGGGCAGUGGAUGGGAUCAUGCACAUGUUCACACCCAAGCUGGAUAAGAUGUUGGACCCUCAGGUGUGGCGAGAAGCAGCCACACAAGUCUUCUUUGCCCUGGGCUUGGGCUUUGGGGGAGUCAUUGCCUUCUCCAGCUACAACAAGCAGGACAACAACUGCCACUUUGAUGCCACCCUGGUCUCCUUCAUCAACUUCUUCACGUCUGUCCUGGCCACCCUGGUGGUGUUUGCUGUGUUGGGCUUCAAGGCCAACAUCAUGAAUGAGAAAUGUGUGGUGGAGAAUGCGGAGAAGAUCUUGGGCUACCUGAACACCAACGUGCUGAGCCAUGACCUCAUCCCACCCCACGUGAACUUUUCCCACCUCACUGCCAAAGACUACCAGGAGAUGUACAAGGUGAUCAUGACAGUGAAGGAAGGACACUUCAAGGAGCUGGGCUUGGACGCCUGUCUGCUGGAGGAUGAACUCAACAAGUCAGUGCAAGGAACUGGCCUGGCCUUCAUUGCCUUCACUGAAGCCAUGACCCAUUUCCCAGCCUCACCCUUCUGGUCUGUCAUGUUCUUCCUGAUGCUGAUCAACCUGGGCCUGGGCAGCAUGAUAGGAACCAUGUCAGGCAUCACCACCCCCAUCAUCGACACCUUCAAGGUGCGCAAGGAAGUGUUCACAGUUGGUUGCUGCAUCUUUGCCUUCGUGGUGGGACUGAUCUUUGUGCAGCGCUCGGGGAACUACUUUGUCACCAUGUUUGAUGAUUACUCAGCCACUUUGCCACUCACUGUCGUGGUCAUCCUGGAGAACAUCGCUGUGGCCUGGAUUUAUGGCACUAAGAAAUUCAUGCAGGAGCUGACAGAAAUGUUGGGUUUCAGGCCCUACCAGUUCUAUUACUACACCUGGAAGUACGUGUCCCCCAUCUGCAUGGCUGUGCUGAUGACUGCCAGCAUCAUCCAGUUGGGAGUCAGCCCUCCAGGGUACAGUGCUUGGAUCAGAGAGGAGGCUGCUGAGAAGUUCCUCUUCUACCCAACAUGGGCCAUGGCCAUCCUCAUCUCUCUGAUCAUCUUGGCCUCCCUCCCUCUGCCCUUGGUCUUCAUCCUCAGGCAGUUCCACCUGGUGUCGGACGGCUCCAACGCCCUCUCUGUCACCUACAAGAAGGGUAGGAUGAUGAAGGACAUCUCCAACUUGGAAGACAACGAUGAGACACGUUUCAUCCUGAGCAAAGUGCCCAGUGAGACGCCGUCCCCCAUGCCCACGCACCGUUCCUACCUGGGGCCUGGGGGCAACUCCCCCAUGGAGAUGAGCAGUGCUCCCAACGGACGUUACGGGAGUGGUUACCUCUUGGCCAGCACUCCUGAGUCUGAACUGUGA
This is a messenger RNA of Acanthisitta chloris (rifleman), 1898 nucleotides long. RefSeq names its product solute carrier family 6 (neutral amino acid transporter), member 17 (gene SLC6A17). NCBI's taxonomy places the organism in Eukaryota, Metazoa, Chordata, Aves, Passeriformes, Acanthisittidae. The annotation marks the transcript as partial. The record is from RefSeq and is a predicted model, not a curated record. Gene Ontology annotation, biological process: sodium ion transmembrane transport; proline transport; glycine transport. Gene Ontology annotation, cellular component: synaptic vesicle; plasma membrane. The transcript is spliced from 10 exons.